Ciona intestinalis (vase tunicate) is the source of this 2928-nucleotide messenger RNA. NCBI's taxonomy places the organism in Eukaryota, Metazoa, Chordata, Ascidiacea, Phlebobranchia, Cionidae. The record is from RefSeq and is a predicted model, not a curated record.
UUUAACAGAAUUCCGCUUCAAAUCUUUCAGUGUUGUGCAACACCUCAGGGCGCAUUAGUAGUGUUAUCAUUAGCUGCGUUUUUACAAGGGUUUAUUGUCAAUGGUCUCAUCAAUGCUUCUAUUACUACCUUAGAGAACAGGUUUCACCUUCAAAGUUCAGAAGCAGGACUAAUAGCAAGUUGCUACGACAUCGCGUCAUGUCUGUCACUUCUUGUUGUCACAUACUUUGGUGGCAGAGGCCACAAACCACUGUGGCUUGGCUGGGGUAUUGUAACAUUAGGUGUGGGUUCAAUAGUGUUUAGUUUGCCACAUUUUCUUGCUCCUGCGCAUGAAAUCACCAAUGCAGAUGAGACAUGCUCACUGAGUGUUAAUGGUUCAACCACCCAGUGUGCAGAUGCUACAUUAAGAAGUUACAGGUACGCAUUCUAUGUAGCUCAGUUGUUGACAGGCAUUGGAGCCACUCCUUUAUAUACGCUUGGUAUCACAUAUUUGGAUGAAAACGUGAGACAAGCGUCAUCUUCAUUGUAUCAUGGUAUUUACUAUGCACUCUCUAUAUUUGGUCCAGGAGUUGGCUUUCUAGUAGCUGGCAACAUACUGAGUAUUUACACCAUAAUUGGAACAACUGUGAACAUCCCAGAAACGAGUCCUCAGUUCAUCGGAGCAUGGUGGCUUCCUUUUCUUUUAUUCGGCAUUCUUACUAUCCUGGUAGGAAUCCCCAUCCUCCUGUUCCCAUGGCAACUACCAGGAACAGAAGAAGUAAGAAAGAACAGAGAGAAUGAGAUGCAUCAGGAUAAAGUGGCUUGCGAGGUGCAAGAAAACUGUGAAUUUGGGAAAAAAAUAAAGGAUUUUCCGAAGUGCCUUCUCGUUAUGUUGCGCAAUCCCUCGUUCUUAUUCAUCUCGUUGGCGGGGGCAACGGAAGGAGCGUUAACUGCCGGACUUUCAACAUUUGGUCCAAAAGUUGUUGAGUCAUUGUUUAAGUUGUCUGCUUCCACAGCUGCUGUUUAUAUUGGGUUAAUCGCGAUCAUCGGGGGAGCAGGAGGUCAAUUCACUGGUGGCAUCAUCGUGAUGAAAGUGAGACUCACUGUGGCAGGGAUGUUCAAAUUCUGCAUAGCUGUCUCAUUUUUUUCCAUGCUUGCGCUUCUUAUUUUGCUGCAAUCGUGUCCGAAUCCUUUAUUUGCUGGUUCCAAUGCUCUGUACCCAAGCACGCAAUCAAUCAAUGGAAUAAUUGCCCCAUGUAACACGGAGUGUGGGUGCAACCCUGAUUCGUUUAACCCUGUGUGUGGUUCAAAUGGUAUUACUUUCUAUAACCCAUGCUAUGCAGGUUGCAUGGACACACUCUCCAACCAAACGUUCUCCAACUGCUCUUGUAUCAAUGGCAACACAACAUCACAACACACAAUACUUGGUUACUGCCCUGGUGAAGCGUGUCCUUCUGGAGGAGUUGUCUUGUUUUUGAUCAUUCUCUUCCUGGCUCUUUACCUUACCUUCUCUAUUGCGAUUCCUGCAUUGCAAGCAACCAUUAGGAUUGUUCCUUUCACUCAAAGAUCAUUUGCUGUUGGUAUUCAGUGGUUGUUCCUACGAGCACUGGGCACGAUCCCUGGCCCGAUUCUAUUUGGUUUUGUCCUCGACAAAGCAUGCAGUGUGUGGGGAACUUCAUGUGGUGUACGGGGAUCAUGCAGUGUUUACACAAACUCUCUCAUAUCAAGGAAUCUGGUCAUAUUGGUGAUUGUUCUAAAGAUUGUCGGUCUCAUAUUCUACUCAGCUGCCUAUCUUACAUACAAACCAGUGCUUGGUACACCCACAGAGACUGAAGAUGUUAAUAUGACAACAGCCACAGCUACAGAUCAGUCAGUCAAGGAGAAAACACCUGUUCACAAUACAGUAGAUAAUCCAUCCUAUGUUGAGGACACUCCCUAAUUAUCUAUAUUCAUAUUUUAGCAUCGUUAUACUGUUAUGGCAAUUACUUUUUUAAAGAAUUGUUAACCCUUCUAACUAUUGCAAGGAAUAUUUAGUUUUUAAAGGCCAUGGGCCAACCUUUAUGUUUAAAGCACUUUUUAGCCAGAAUGUUUUGUUUUUAUUAUAUCAGUAGAUUUUAGUUUUAUUUCCAUUUUAUUUUUAGUGCCUUUUAAUAAUGUAGAUUUUAUAAUUCCUUUUAACGCUUCAGUGGUUUCCAAACUAUUUCUAGUUGUUUAAACUUCAUUUCUAACAGUUGUCUUGCACAACAGUUGAAAUACCAUAGUUUAUGCUUUGUCUCAAAAAUUGUUAUUAUUUUAUGUUCCAUAAACCUAAACACGUCCAACAGGCAUGUGCAUCCAUUCACUGAUUUAAUUAUUAAAUUUCUAAAUCUGGACAGUAUUUUAAGCUCUUGCAAGUAACAAUUUAUAAUAACACGUAAACAUUGACGUUCAUUUAAAGGUAUUUUUUUGUAAUCCAGUACCACUUGAAAUGUGUACCAUAGUUUGGGAACUACUGUGUAUGUAUUAUACUGCAUUAUCACCUAUUAGUAUUAACUAUUAACCAAAGUGUCUUAGAUUAAUGUUGAAUUAAUAUUUCAAUCACUGGCAGUUUUAUGUUCUGAAUAAUUUUUUUAUUUAUAUUGCAUUUCUAGCCUUUUUUAAAUCCGAAUGUUUUGCAUUAUUACCUAUUGAAAACUCUUCUUUUCAUUAUCACAUUCCAUCCUCCUGCCCGAACAAAACACCAUUUUUAGACCCUUUACUAACUUCUUCCGAAUUUAGCAGUUAUAACUGCUUUACUUUUUUACAAUUUUUAGUAGUUUUUACAAUUAAGUUACUCCUAUAUUGCUAAUCAUUAACAGUCUAUGCCAGUGAAUAUGACAUACUUGUUCAGGUAUUUCAUAGUAUAUGCAUCAGUGAAGGCCUAAUACUUAUUAUCAGUUACAUGCAUAUAAAGUUUUUUGUAUUGAACAAA